AAUAGCUUAUAAAUUUGUAUUGGUUUAUUAAGGUGAGCUCAAAUCAUAAUAAACAUAAACUCGACAGACAAAAGCAACAAAAAGAAUCAGUCAAUAGUCAAUACAAUGAAAGGUGUUGCACGACGCCAACGCUACGUUGCGGUCGCGAUGGUGAACUAAAACAGUGCUGCCAACAUAACGCACAUACAUUCCGCAAAAUUGGGCGUCAUCGGUUGGCAAUGUGGCGAUUGUAACCACUCUUCUCUCUUAUGUCGUGUUCUCUUUCUUUAUCGUAAAUUCCAAAACAGAGAAUUUGACCUACAUACAAUUUUUCAAUUCAAUAUGGGAGUUCAAAAUAUCAAUCGUGGUGUGGUUCUCACGGGUAUCCUGGGAGUUUUGGUGUCGGCAUACACUCUGUACGUCGAAAUGGCUGCAGAGUCUCGGCCAGGAUAUAAAGCACUCUGCGACUUUGCUGAACACGCCAGCUGUUCCAGGGUUCUUACAUCAGAGUUUUCAAAAGCGUUUGGUUUGCUGCCGAAAAAUUCAGCGUUUGAAGUACCGAAUUGCAUUUAUGGGACACUCUUCUAUUGCAUUAUGAUCUUCCUGAGUACCUAUGACAACAUAGCUGUAGUGCGACUUCAACUUCUACUGAAUGCAGCAUCGCUUAUAACUUGUGUGUACUUGGCUUACCUUCUAAUAUUUGUUCUACACGAUAUCUGCAUUGUAUGUGUAUCUACGUAUGUAAUUAAUGCAUGUCUAACAUAUUUAUCGUUAAAAAAACAUUCAUUGCUAAAUAAGAAACAGAAAUAAACCUGUACUGCCAUCUAUCGUCAUCGUAAUGAUAUUUAUUUUACAAUCAGUGCCAUCUUUUACGUUGUAACUAAAAUAAAACUUUUUCUAUUUUUCGAUAGAUGGAGCUUGUGUGUUUGUAACAAAAAUAUUAAUUAAUAGGAAUGAGGUUAUGGAAAAAUUAAACUGUCUUAUUGAUAAACAAUGUAUUUUUAUAUUUUUUGACCUAGGUUUUAAGAGAUAUCUUGUAUAAUGUUUUUAGAGAAUCAUGAGUACAUAACUACGUGAUAUUUUUCCUUGUUUAUUUGUAGAUAGUAUAGUAAGGGAUAGGCCCUUAGACAUUUUGCUUACGCUGUGAUAAAAUGAGAGAUUCAAAUAGUUUAGUUCAGGUAAAACAGAGAAAAUUAGUCUUAGAUUUUUUAAUGAAUACAGGGACUUUCAGACUAGACUCCUUAUUUAUAAGCAAGUACUUACCUCUAGCUUAAAAAGCUUAUAAACAGUCUAGUCGUACACAAUUAAUUUAUUCACAUUCCUUGACUGU
Pieris brassicae (large cabbage white) is the source of this 1309-nucleotide messenger RNA. It is a transcript of the gene Vkor, whose product is annotated as vitamin K epoxide reductase complex subunit 1. Bases 322 to 789 code for a protein of 155 amino acids. Gene Ontology annotation, molecular function: vitamin-K-epoxide reductase (warfarin-sensitive) activity. The transcript has 5 exons. Gene Ontology annotation, biological process: peptidyl-glutamic acid carboxylation; vitamin K metabolic process. Lineage: Eukaryota; Metazoa; Arthropoda; Insecta; Lepidoptera; Pieridae. The record is from RefSeq and is a predicted model, not a curated record.